CGCAGAGGGUUGUCUCACCUGCUGAAACGCGCUUCGCCAUUCAGCGCAGCGGAGCCCGUUUCGCUCUCAGCUCCGGUUGAUAUCCGCGCCCGCGAGCUGCGCUCCGUUUGUUUGGGUUUGUUUGUUUUUUUUUAUUUUUUGCCUCCUGCUUCCUGAUGCGACAGGCUCGGCUCUCCCACCAUGCCUCCUGCCUGUGGACCGUCUCUGCCAGAGUAGGCGAACAAAGCGCAUCAAGUCUCUCCAGAGAGCUGCCUCCCCCCGAAACGGCGGAUCUGUGUCAGUAAGUAGGCUGCUGGAUAACCACCGGGCCACGGCGGCCGUCCUCCUGGCUGUCCGGCUGCUUUGUGUUCGAUUCACCUGGAAAAAAAAAGCGCGCGGUGUUAAAGAUGGAUUCGCUGGAACGGCUUGUAUUUUAGGGAGCUCUGCGACGCGCGGCUGGACAGAAACGAUGGCCAGGUUCUGGAUAAAGCCGGACACCUUCUCGGUUUCCUGGGAGUAGAGCAGGCCCGUGUCGAUGCUCGGCGGCAGAAAGCCUUCCAGCGCACUGCAGCGAUCACACACACGCGUUUCAUCUCCCGGGGCGUCCGCGGCUGCGUGGCACAAACACGUCCGCGCGGCGCUCAGACGCACUGACACGCCAAUUCCACGAGCAUGGAGCACACGGGGAUCGAGGAGGUGAGCCAGACGCACCAGCAGCAGCAUGAGCCCAUCAGCUUCGGCAUCGACCAGAUCCUCAACAGCUCGGACCAGUCCAGCGGCUGCAUGCUGCCCAACCGGACCGGCGACCCGGAUUACGCGCUGGCCUCCAACGUCUACAGCAACGGCUACGGCGGCGUGUACAACCCGGCCUGCUCCAUGGCCGCGGCGGCGGGGCUGGCCGGCUCCUACAACGUCAACAUGAACAUGAACGUCAGCAUGAACAUGAACGUCAACGUGAACUCGGGGGCGGCCGGCGGGGUGAUCCGCGUGCCGGCGCACAGACCCAUGCCCCCGCCGCCGCCCGCCGCCGCCGCCGCGCCUCACCCGCCCUCGUCCGCGCACCCGCCGGGGAUCGGACCCGGGAUCCCGUCGGUGCCGGGGAUGGGCAUGGGCAACGCGGCCAACUUCACCUUCCCGUGGAUGGAGAGCAGCAGGAGGUUCGCCAAGGACAGGCUGACAGGGGAGCAGGCAGAGGAGAGCCGAGCCGGGGAGGCCGCGGGGGGCCCGGGGGCCGCCGGGUCCCUCUGCCCUCUCCCCAAGGGAGACAUCGGCAGGGUCCCAGUCUGGAGCACAGUGGAGACGUUAGCCAAAUGCUAUUACCCCGAGCUGGCUCACCUGCGGGACGGCACUGGCCUCCUCGCUGACUAUGCUUUUCCAAAGGGCGCCUGCCCAGCCGCCCUCUCGCCCUUCUCCGUCACCCGCCGCAUCGGACACCCCUACCAGAACCGGACGCCGCCCAAGAGGAAAAAGCCGCGCACCUCCUUCAGCCGGGUGCAGAUCUGCGAGCUGGAGAAGCGCUUCCACCGGCAGAAGUACCUGGCCUCCGCCGAGCGCGCCACGCUGGCCAAGGCCCUGAAGAUGACCGACGCCCAGGUCAAGACCUGGUUCCAGAACAGACGGACCAAGUGGCGGCGGCAGACGGCGGAGGAGCGCGAGGCGGAGCGGCAGCAGGCCAACCGGCUGAUGCUGCAGCUGCAGCAGGAGGCCUUCCAGAAGACGCUGAGCCAGCCGCUGCAGCCCGACCCGCUCUGCCUGCACAACUCCUCCCUGUACGCCCUGCAGAACCUGCAGCCCUGGGCCGAGGACAAUAAGGUGACCUCCGUCACCUCCCUGGCGUCUGUCGUGUGAGGGCGAGUGUGUGUGAGGCUGUGUGUGUGUGUGUGUGUGUGUGUCGGGAGGGACAGCUGUCUGUUCUGGACUCCACCGCUCAGGAGCUGUGUAUCAAGUCUUCAACUGUGAUCUUGAAAUGUGUGUGUCGAGCCAUUUCCUGCCUCACACCCCGUUUCCGCUUUCCCUCCAGCUGUCGGUCUAAAAGAGCGGAGGGCGGGGGCCAAAUGGACACCCCCUGUACAUGCCCGCCUAUCAAGACUGUCCCCCUUUAUGCCUCUGGAUCCCCCCAAGGCGGCAGAGACUCUCGGCCGAUAGCGGCUCCAAUAAAAGACCUCCUCCUGUUUUUCGCUUUUGACUUUGUACAAUGUAGUAAAUGCAUGUUUCAAGCCUUUUCUGUGUGCUCUUGAGGUUCCGUCGACGUGCGCCGCAGCGUUCACGUGCUAGAGGACUGGCGGAAGCCACAGAUUCCCUCUCAUGUUGAAUUUAAAGUGUUUUAUAUUAAAUGAUAUUGUGACUUUUUGAAA
Messenger RNA from Salarias fasciatus (jewelled blenny), 2333 nucleotides. Its product is annotated as T-cell leukemia homeobox protein 1-like. Gene Ontology annotation, cellular component: nucleus. The record is from RefSeq and is a predicted model, not a curated record. NCBI's taxonomy places the organism in Eukaryota, Metazoa, Chordata, Actinopteri, Blenniiformes, Blenniidae. The transcript has 4 exons. Gene Ontology annotation, molecular function: RNA polymerase II cis-regulatory region sequence-specific DNA binding; DNA-binding transcription factor activity, RNA polymerase II-specific. Bases 652 to 1827 code for a protein of 391 amino acids. Gene Ontology annotation, biological process: animal organ development; regulation of transcription by RNA polymerase II.